GGUAGAAUGUCACUUAUGCUAUUAUACUGAGAUUGUUUCGUCUCACCACAUCGAGACAAUCAGAAGAAUUGAGAUACUGCCGCACGAGUGACUUAUUUUAAAUAGAAAAUUCGGAAUAAUGGAAAUUCAUUGCUAAUCGUUGGGGCUUAAAAAAUAAGAUAUUUGGUUGAGGAUAGGAAUGGAAUUUUUUCGAGUUAUACGUGAUUGGAUGAGAACUUUUUGGUUCAUAAUAUGCGUGGCUAAUCUAGCCCAUAGUGCGUCUAUCCGAAAAUUACUACCAAACGCACCGGUACACGGGCUUGCGGACCAUAGCACUGGAGUAAACGCUAAAAAUAACGAUCUGAAUGCAUUCCACUAUAUGAAUGCGCACUCAAGGACUAAAAGGAAAAUUAACCCGGAAAAAAGAUCUGAAAUGGAACAUAAUCUCAUUAGAAACCAGCAUGACUCAAGCGAAGCCGCGGACUCUCCGACAUUUGGAGAAAUUCUCAAUAUCAACACUGGUUUCAGUGGUGAUUCCGACUAUCAGCUUAGCUCUGAAGCCGAUGAAUCCAUCGAGAGAACGGACUCACGAGACGAAAUUGAACCAGUAAACCCGUUUUCUCAAAACAUUUUGCACAAAUUGGAGUCCUUGCUGCGUGAUUCGUUCGCUAGAGACCGACGUGCAGCGCCCUCUGCGGCAUUUGGGCGCGCCAGCUGCUGUAUUGGGGACAUAUGGUGCUUCCGACCAUGCAUCUUUGCCCAUCGUAUUUUAACAAGUUCGUCCUAUUCCAGACGCAAGAGAGGAUUCCGGGCGUCGUGGGGCCAAACGGACGAAGUGUGGUUUCCAGUGUGGGACUUGAAAAAUGACGAUGCGAAAAUCAAUAUUCUAAAGUAUCUUGUGAAAAAAAUUCAUGAUUUACGAAUCGAAACUAUGAAUGAGAAAAAUAAACAGCAAAAAAGGAAACGAAGAAACGACGAACUCAGUUUGUGAAAACUGAAUCCGCAAAUUAUAGGUUUUAAUUUCAAAUAAUACCGUAUAUAUGUGAAAAUGUUUUGAAUAUUGAAUAUUGAACCUUUUGAAUAUUGUUAAUAUGUAUUUCUUUUCGUUGUGAUAUUAAAAGUUCUCACACAACCCUGCACUACGACAUUUUGAAUUUUUGUCAAGAAACUGGGCAAAAAUAAUAAAGUUCUCGAAUUUUAAACACAAAUUUUGUUAUGUUUUUCCACCACGGAUGAACAUUUGAAAGUGUGCUAUAACUAGAAUAGAAAUAUGAUAGGAGUGUAAAGGAGACAGCGAGUUGCGUGAAUUGUCACUUUUUGAAAAUGUAUUUCUAUUCACAAAAUUCCUUGCGAUGACGAUUUUCUGAAAAUCCAGUAAGUCUGACAUUGCAAGAUAAAACACAUGUUGUUAUAUAAUUUAUUUCGAAUAACAGGAAACCUUUACAACUCC
Owenia fusiformis is the source of this 1429-nucleotide messenger RNA. NCBI's taxonomy places the organism in Eukaryota, Metazoa, Annelida, Polychaeta, Sabellida, Oweniidae. The record is from the annotation of a GenBank genome assembly.